AUGGCCUGGACUAAGCGGGCCUGUCUGGACUUCACCAGUGGCAUAUGUAAGAAUCAUGGAUUCUGUGCUCUGUGUACAGCUCACAGGGCAGUCCAGGAGGAGAAACUGAUGGUUAGUAAGCAAACUGUUGGUGUCAGAGGUACCACCCCGGAGUUCUUCCUCCAAUAUCCUGCGAGAGUGACAUCCUCAAGUCACAGAGCUCGGGAAGACAGCUGGCUCAAGUCCUUAUUUGUCCGAAAGGUGGAUCCCAGGAAAGAUGCACACUCCAACCUCCUGGCCAAGAAGGAGACGAGCAGUCUGUACAAGUUACAGUUUCACAACGUUAAGCCGGAAUGUCUAGACGCAUACAACAAAAUUUGUCAAGAAGUGUUACCAAAGAUCCACGAAGGCAAGCAGUACCCUUGUACCUUGGUGGGGACAUGGAACACGUGGUAUGGCGAGCAGGAUCAAGCCGUCCACCUCUGGAGAUAUGAAGGAGGCUACCCAGCCCUCACAGAGGUCAUGAAUAAACUCAAAGAAAACCAGGAAUUUGUAAAUUUCCGUAAAGCCAGAAGUGACAUGCUUCUCUCCAGGAGGAAUCAGCUGUUGUUGGAGUUCAGUUUCUGGAAUGAGCCGGUGCCAAGAUCAGGACCCAAUAUAUACGAACUUAGGUCCUACCAACUUCGUCCAGGAACAAUGAUUGAAUGGGGCAAUUACUGGGCCCGUGCCAUUCGCUUUAGACAGGACAAUAAUGAGGCAGUUGGGGGAUUCUUCUCUCAAAUUGGGCAGCUAUAUAUGGUGCAUCAUCUUUGGGCUUAUAAAGAUCUUCAGACCAGGGAAGACAUACGGAACGCAGCAUGGCACAAGCAUGGCUGGGAGGAACUGGUGUACUACACGGUCCCGCUCAUCCAGGAAAUGGAGUCCAGAAUCAUGAUCCCGCUCAAGACCUCACCCCUCCAGUGAAGCUUCCAUGUGCCUACACGGAUUUCUGUGACGAAUAUAUGUCAUGAAUUCAUUUCAGUCACUCAUCAAGUGAAAAAAGAAACUGAGGUGUAAGCUGCUGUACAUAGCUUAUAAGAUCUCUUUUCUUUAAAAUUUAAAACCACCAAGGGAAAUCCGGGGAUUGAACUACGUAGGGCAUCGAUCUGCCUCAUCUCUGCUUACCAAACAUUACUUAAGCCUCUAGCCCUUCAGGAAAACAUGAUAAUUCAAAGCCGGGUGUGGUAGCUUAGCACUCAGGGAGCUGAGGCAGGAGAAUUACAGUAAGUCCUAGGUUAGUCUGGGCUACAUAGAGAGUUUCAUCUUGGACCCCUAGGCUUGCAUAGUGAGACCCUGUCUCAAAAACCAAAAUUAAAAUUUGAAUCAUCUGAGUGAAAUUCCAGCUCUGAAAAGAAUUAGCUAUUGCUUUCUAUUUUUAAAAAAUCUGUUUUACGUUUACAGAUCUCUACACAUUUUCUUCCUUCAGGAAGAAAUGCAAAUCACGUCAUGUUUCCCAAGCAGUUUUUCUGUGUCUCAGACUAGGAACAAAUUUUGAGUGUACCCAAUGGCUGGGAAUACUCUGAUUUUGUGACUUCUGGUCAGUCAGCAGGGCUGAGCAGUGCUUCACCCUGAGCUGAAAGGGUGGUCACAGUGCCCCGACCAGAAAUGCAGGCUCCAUCCACGAGGCACUGUGUCCUAAAGGGUUGGUAUGAACCAGUGCACCACACGAGAUUUGGGAAUAAACACCUCAAAUAGCUCUAAUUUUGUUUGUAAUAUUUUUCUAUAAAACAAGUAGCUCUUGGAAAAGAGGUUUUAUUUUGUAAGCCACCGUUUGUGACCUCUGACCUCUGGUUCUAUUUUGGUAAGCUCACAGAAGACACUUCCAUGACCUCGUAUGAAGGGCAGUGCACGCUGGGUCUGAGUUGGCAUAGUGCUUCAUAUUUUGUCUGUCUCCGUUUGGUUUUGUUUUUUAAUAUAGUGUGCCAAUUUGUGAGUGUCAUCAUGUGGGAGUCCCCUUGACCUGAAGAAUUAUGUCUGCCCUGCAAAUUGAUACAUGUAAAAUAAAGUAUGACUAAAUCUCCUA
Messenger RNA from Cricetulus griseus (Chinese hamster), 2041 nucleotides. NCBI's taxonomy places the organism in Eukaryota, Metazoa, Chordata, Mammalia, Rodentia, Cricetidae. The record is from RefSeq and is a predicted model, not a curated record.